GUAUUAUAAAUGUUUUUUCCGAAAGAGUUCGCUAGAAGCAAAGUAUGACCACGAGUACACGUUGUUCAAACGGGAUAAAAUAAACUUGUGUAACUAUGGACGAAAAUAAUUCUCAAAAUAAAAAUUUUUAUAGUAUUUUAUUACCUACGUAUAACGAAAAAGAAAAUCUACCUAUAAUAGUAUGGCUGAUUAUGAAAUAUAUGACAGAAAGUGAAUAUGAUUUUGAAAUUAUAAUUGUUGAUGAUGGAAGUCCGGAUGGUACUUUAUCUGUAGCAGAACAAUUACAGAAGAUUUAUGGAAAUGAUAAAAUUAUUUUGAGACCAAGAGAAAAGAAAUUAGGUUUAGGUACAGCAUAUAUUCAUGGAAUGAAACAUGCAAAGGGAAAUUUUAUCAUAAUAAUGGAUGCUGAUUUGUCUCACCAUGUAAGAUAAAGACCACCAUUUAUUAGAAAACAACAAAAAAAUAAUUAUGAUAUAAUUUCUGGUACUCGUUACAUUGGAAGUGGAGGAGUUUAUGGCUGGGAUUUGAAAAGAAAAAUAAUAAGUCGAGGAGCAAAUUAUUUAACACAGAUUCUGUUAAGGCCUGGUUCUUCAGAUUUAACUGGUAGUUUCAGGUUAUAUAAAAAGUCAGUGUUACAAAAACUUGUUGAAGCAUGUGUUUCUAAAGGCUAUGUUUUUCAAAUGGAAAUGAUAAUAAGAGCUCGUCAGCUUGGAUAUACCAUUGGUGAAGUUCCGAUUACAUUUGUGGAUCGUUUUUAUGGAGAAUCUAAACUUGGAGGAAAUGAAAUAGUCCAGUUUGUAAAGGGUCUCUUGUAUCUGUUUGUUACCACAUGAAUCAAAAUAUAAUUUAUUUUUAUAAAAUUAAUAAUAAUAAUUUAUUAAAUAUAAGAAAAAAUUAUGUUAAACAGAUUUCUUAAUUAUGAAAAUUAUAGCUAAUAUGCAUUUAAAUUUUUGAAUUUAUGUAAACAUAUAACAAUUGGUAUAUGAUAGAAAUAUGUUUUUAUCUUUUAAAAUAAUAACUUUAAAUGUUUGGUAUUUGAUCUUGGCAAAUAACUUAUGGAUUUUAGCUACAAGUGUAACAAUUAAGAUCUUUUAAAAUAUCUUAAAUUUUAAGAUAAACUUUUGAGAUAUUACAUAAUGUUGCUGUUGAUAAGACAUUUAAAGUAAAUUCUUUAAAAUAGAUUAAAUUUAAAGCAUUAAAGUGAAACUCAAUUAUAUAACAUAGCUACUUGGAAUUCACCUGUUUUCAUUUAAAAGAUGCAAAAUGAAAAUCAUCAUCCAACUAAAUGUUGAAAUGAUGCUUAAUUAUAAUUAAAACACUAAAGCAAAUUUUGAUACAUUAAUUUUCUUUUAGGAAAAUAUUGAAAAUUUUAUUAUUCACUUUCUAAGGUGCGUUGUAAUAUUUAUUACAUCAGAUGUAUCUAUUGUUUUCUCUGAUGUCCACUUUAUAUUAUUAGAAAUAAAUUGUAUAGCUAAUAUAAGUAGUUAUCAAGAGAAUUUCAUACUGUAAUAAAUUAU
Centruroides sculpturatus (bark scorpion) is the source of this 1517-nucleotide messenger RNA. RefSeq names its product dolichol-phosphate mannosyltransferase subunit 1-like (gene Dpm1). The record is from RefSeq and is a predicted model, not a curated record. Gene Ontology annotation, cellular component: endoplasmic reticulum membrane. Lineage: Eukaryota; Metazoa; Arthropoda; Arachnida; Scorpiones; Buthidae. The transcript has 8 exons. Gene Ontology annotation, molecular function: dolichyl-phosphate beta-D-mannosyltransferase activity. Gene Ontology annotation, biological process: protein O-linked glycosylation via mannose; GPI anchor biosynthetic process.